AUGGCGACCGACGCGGUCAAAGCCGAGGUCAAACUGGAGACGAUACACGAGGAGACCAAGCAGGAGGUGAAGCAAGAGUUCAAGCCGGAGGAUGCUCUUACCCCCGGUGCGCCGUCUCUGGCGGCUACCCCUUCUCCCAGCAAGUCUCCCUCCAACAAGUCCCCUGAGCCAGCGACAAAGCCCAUCUCGCCAAACAAGGUUACCAAGCCCUCGACCAACGGCACGACUACCAAUGGCCGGCAAAAGACCCGUAAGAGUACUCUGACCCAGCAGCAAAAGAACAACAAGCGGCAGCGCGCUACCCCGGACCAACUGGCUACCCUAGAGAGCGAGUUCAACAAGAACCCGACCCCGACGGCCCAGGUACGUGAGAGGAUAGCAGAGGAGAUCAACAUGACCGAGAGGUCUGUUCAGAUCUGGUUCCAGAACCGCCGCGCCAAGAUCAAGAUGUUGGCGAAGAAGAGUCUCGAGAACGGCGAGGACAUGGACUCCAUCCCGGAGUCUAUGCGCCAGUAUCUCGCCAUGCAGGCCAUGGAGCACGGCAAGAGUAUCCCGGGCUUUCUAGGGCGCCCUGGGUAUCUUGGCUACGGGCAUGGCGAGGGUUCCGGCCAGGGCAAGGUUUUGAUUCACCACUUGAACUGUCGGUCCCUGACCAUUGGCACAUGGGUGCGCGUUGGCCAGAAUGCCAUGGACUUGAUCGUCUUCUACUCGCCUGACAAGUGCACCAUGACAUACUACAUCAACAACGAUCAGGCUGGGUACAAGAUUGAGUACCCCUUUUCUUUUAUCAAGAAUAUCUACCUGAACCAGGCCGAGGGUGAGCACGGUGGCAUCACCAUCGAGCUCCUUCAGCCCCCACUCUUUUUCAUGGACUCGUCCACGACGUCGACCUUCGUUCAGGUUACCGACUUCACCGAGAACUUCCAGGCUUCUCGGGUCUUGACGCACCAGCUUGGUGGUAACGCCAAGGUGCUGAGCACCCAGCUGGCCAAGUUGGUCAGCCUUGAUGCUUUCAUUAACCGUCAUAACAUCCCGGUUCCUCCUCCGCCUCCCCCGCCGCCGGCUCCUCUCUUCGACCAGAUGCAGCCGCCGCUGUCGAUGUCUGCCCCGGUAUCGCCUGCUCUCCGACCGGCCUCUCAGCCUAACUUUGCGCAGCCCCAUAUUGGCAUGUUCCAAGAGCAACAGUGGGGCAUUGCUCCCCAGCACACCAUGACGAUGCGCGGGCCUGGCCACAAGAGGCAGCGCAGCCGCUCCGUCCCUGGGCCUAUUGACCUUCAGACUAUGCAGUUGUUGCAGAACCCUCCAAGCUUCCACAUUACCCAGCCCGACAACCAGAGCGCGGUUCAGAGCCCACACAUCUUCAGCCCGAUUCCGCAACAACCAAACCUUCUGGGCCCGCUCAACCCAAACCUGCGGAUCGAUACACGCGCUGGCUUUGGCCUCGACAUGCGCAACUACCCGCUCUCUGCGACAACCGCCCCGACGCCGUCGGAUUUCCCGAGCCCGGGCUUUUUCGCGACCCAGCCGCAAGACACCCCCGCCAUUCCUGCUGCCAGUUUCACUCCUUACAGCGCCACUGCGCCCACCUUCUCGCCGAUGGUCAGCCCGUCGAACAUUGGUGUCCCGCCACCGUCGAUCUCGCCGCUGUCAUUUAACCACUCUGAUCCUGCGAUUGUAGGCGAAUCUCCGCCGAUAACCAUGCCCACGAUCUGCGAGGGCUCUGCCAUCUCGGACGACGGCUCGACCCUAAACGAUCUUUACCCUGCCGGCAAGCAGCAGACCAUGACCCUGCCGAUGCACCCACACUCGCCGUUCAUGGAGCCGAACCAAGCCGACAUGGAACUGAACCAGUUCAUGGACCUGAAGCGCUUUGAGAACGACCCGGCGUCUCUGUCGCCACCAGAAAGCGUUCCGGCCCAGUCAUGA
This is a messenger RNA of Thermochaetoides thermophila DSM 1495, 1926 nucleotides long. Its product is annotated as putative sequence-specific DNA binding protein. Bases 1 to 1926 code for a protein of 641 amino acids. The record is from RefSeq and is a predicted model, not a curated record. Gene Ontology annotation, biological process: regulation of transcription by RNA polymerase II; cell differentiation. The transcript is spliced from 2 exons. Gene Ontology annotation, molecular function: DNA-binding transcription factor activity, RNA polymerase II-specific; RNA polymerase II cis-regulatory region sequence-specific DNA binding. Lineage: Eukaryota; Fungi; Ascomycota; Sordariomycetes; Sordariales; Chaetomiaceae.